GCCCAAAGGUUUUAGUGUUUUGAGAACCACAGUCUUUAUGAUUAUGAUCGGCUGCACACACAAAGCAUGGCAAGAAUUCAUCAGCAAAGAAGAAUAGUGGGCACAAACCAAACAUGAAUCAUAGGGACCAUCAAAAACUAAGAAGGAUUGUGUCCAAACAACACCAAACUACUGCAGCAAAAGUGACAGCAAACCUCAAGAUUCACACUGAAUACCCUACUUCUGCAAAAACUGAUCACAGUUCACAAAGCUAACAUCCAUAAAAGAGCUACAAUUUCUAACAACUUUAAUCACCAAUGAUAAAAUGCAAAAAAGAUGGUGUUAUGAUUAUAAAACCUAGACAUUUGGCCAAACAAGUCACCUGGCUUGAAUAUUAUCAGACCACUGUGGGCAGUUUUGGAUAGAAACGUGAGAAUUCUCACUCUAGACAACAUUCAACUGGAGACUUUUCAACAAUUGUAUGAAUGUCUUCUAAGAAGGUUGGAAGCUGUGUUAAUAAUAAAAUAUGGCCUGUUUUAAUAAAAUAACCUGUGAAACCUGCAUAGAGAUAAGUUUUAACUGAUAUUAAUGGUAUUAAUUAUUUAUGUUUGUCCUGGAUAUCUGUUUGGUGCUGAUUUGGGGUAAGUGACUUGCACUACACACUAUUAUAUCUGCCAUCUCUCUUUCUCUUCCUCAUCUCACUUCUCUCUCUCUCUCUCCCAAUCUCUUUCUCCUCCCUGCAGUCAGACAGUUGUGACAGGCCUGCUUCUCUCUGACUGAUGUUACUGAGAUGCCAAAUGGGAGAGAGAAUGGCAAUUAUGUCAAACUGCGCAGAAACAUGUGUCUGUGUGCACCAGCGCCGACCCACCUCGCUGCACCUGAUCACUCUAAAUAACUCUGAACACAGUUUGGGAAUAACAACUACAUGAACAUGGCUGAUGCCAAUGGAGCUCUAUUAACAGGAGAUACGUUUCAUACUCCAAGUCUUGGUGACGAGGAGUUUGAAAUACCCCCCAUCACCCCUCCUCCUGAAACCGAGCCUGGUAUGGGCCUCCAGGAGGUGGACUCACCUUUCCCCGGGCUACCCGACCACCCCAACUCUCAGCGGGGGUUGUUCACCCCUCAGUUCCCACCCCAGAGCCUGGAGCUGCCCUCAAUCACCAUCUCCAGAAAUAUGAUGGAGCAGGAAGGACAAAUCAACAAUGCACAUCCAGGGGCUGUCGGUCAGACCCAUCUCCGUCAGUACCCUCCAAACCCCACCAUGGUGAUGCGUUCCAUCAUUAGCAUGCAUAACCCCAAUGGCAUGAUGUCACAAAACCAGCUUACCACCAUCAACCAGUCUCAGAUCAACACACAGCUGGGGCUGAAUAUGACCGGAUCAAACAUUGCUCACACCUCCCCAUCCCCACCCGCCAGCAAAUCAGCCACACCCUCUCCCUCCAGCUCUAUUAAUGAAGAUGAUCAAGAGGAAGGAAACAGGGUGAUUGGUGAAAAGCGUCCCGCCCCUGAUGCAGGUAAGAAGCCUAAGACGCCCAAGAAAAAGAAGAAGAAGGAUCCCAAUGAGCCUCAGAAGCCAGUGUCUGCAUACGCCCUGUUCUUCAGAGACACCCAGGCGGCCAUUAAAGGCCAGAACCCUAACGCCACGUUCGGAGAGGUGUCAAAGAUAGUAGCUUCAAUGUGGGAUGGAUUGGGAGAGGAGCAGAAACAGGUUUACAAAAGCAAAACAGAAGCAGCAAAGAAAGAGUACCUGAAAGCUCUCGCAGCGUACCGCGCUAGCCUUGUGUCAAAGGCUGCCGCAGAGUCAGCGGAGGCCCAGACGAUCCGCUCGGUGCAGCAGACUCUCGCCUCCACCAGCCUGUCCCCAGCGCUCGUGCUGCCUUCACCUCUAUCCCAGCACCCCUCAAUGUCCGCCGCGGCACAGACGCUCCAGCAGGGCCUGCCUCGAGCCAUCGCCCCAAAACCUCUGCAAAUGCGUGUUGGCAGCAGCCAGAUUGUCACCUCGGUCGCGGUAGCUCAUCAGAACAUGACGGCCGGCGGCGUUCAGUCACAGCUGCUGGGGCAGAUGGGAGCGGGCGGUCCUCAGUCAGGCGUGUCGUCACAAUUAAGUCCGCCAAUGCAGCCCCGGCACGCUUCCAUGCAGCAGCACAUGCAGCAGAUGCAGCAGCACUUGCAGCACCAUCAAAUGCAGCAGCAGCAAAUGCACCACCAGCAGAUUCAGCAGCAAAUGCAGCAGCAGCAUUUCCAGCAUCACCUGCAGCAGCAGCUUCAGCAGCACCACAUGCAGCAGCAGCAGCACCAACAGAUGCAGCAGCAGCAAAUGCAAAUGCAGCACAUGCAGCACAUGCAGCAGAUGCAGCAACAUCAAAUGCAGCAGCAUCUCCCACAGUCGCAGUGUUCGCCCGUGCAGCACUCGCCCGGCACGCCGCACUCGGCCUCUCUCGGCAGCCCACCGCCCCCUCCUGCAUCCCAGCCUCACCCCUCACAGGUGCAGGCUCACGCGCAGGUCCUGUCGCAAGUGAGCAUCUACUGAACCAAAAGCCCUCGGACCCGCAGUUGCAACUCCACGAGAAAGCCGGAAGGAAGUUGUUAUUGAAAAGCAUCAUUACAAGGUUGCUUUUUUUAAGUUGCACUUAAGAAGUGUGUAAGAAAUACGAAUGUUUUACAAAGAACUGUCCUUUGUUCUAGAUGGAUAUAAGAUAUGUGUUAAAAGGACGAAGUGUCUUCGCUGGAUUUUUUGUCUAUAAGAUAGGCUGAGCUACUGGGAGGUCUGUUGAUAGACUUGAGUGCCCAGUAGUCAUUUGUAUGUAUAUUUAGUUAAUUUGGUUUCUCUCUCUCUCUCUCUCUCUCUCUCUCUCUCUCUCUCUCUCUCUCUGUUGUGGAGUUUAAACUCUGUCAGAGCAUGAUGGCGUGGGAAGAACAUUCAGAGACGAUCACAGAAACACCUGACGGUUUUAUUUAACAGCUUUAUUUAUGAGGUUGGAUUGGCUUUCACCACCAGACAAAAUAAAAGACCGGAUUUCUGUGGACGAGGAAUUUCUGUUUCAGGCACUGUUUCGCAAAAGAGCUGAAAUGAUCUGCUAUGAAACUGGUCAUCAGAGACAUGCUGUAUGGCUCUUGCACUGUCUGGCCAGUGUAUCGUCAAGUCUGCCCUCUCUUCUUCUCUUUUCCAUCAUCCUUCUUGGCGUUCCUAUUGAUGAAACUGUUUAACAGUCACUGUUGGGAAGCUCUCAAUCAAAUCAUCCUGCUUUUAGAACCAAGUGGUGUUUGACACAUCUCAUGCCGUGUAAUUUUCAAAAGAUGUAAAACACUCAGCGUUUUGCUGGACUAUUUGACACGCUUCCAUAGAUCAUUUCAGUCAUCACGUCUCCAAACACCUUCUGUGACCUGCUGUAUGUGUUCUUAGGAAACAGGAGAGAACAUUUUUGGAGUUCUUCUCCUCUGGCCAAAACCCUCAAAAGCGCAUUCACUCCAACAUAUGUAGUAACAGCACUCCAAAAAACUUCUUCUCUGUAAUUAUCUUUACCUCAGAAGUUUUAUUGAAUAAGUUAUGUUUCUUUUGUGUAAUGAAAACUUAUUUUAUGGGGGGAAAAGCUAAAUUACUGAAUUUAGGCUGUUGGUUUACUGAUUGGGGUAUUUUUAUUUCAUAAUACCCUACAUUUCACAACAAAGGCCGUUAAAUGGGAGUCUUAUCAAAUGUUUUUUUUUUUUUUUUAUACUAUCAUAGAAAGGACAUGGAAGUAUUUUGUGCCAGCUGUAAAAGAAUCAUUGGUAAGAUAAAAGAAAAUGAAGUUGUACAUUUUUCAUACCUCUUGUUGUAAAGUUUUAAUAUGUGAGGCUUUAAAUGCAGACGUUGGCAAGCUGACCUGUCACCUGCUUUAUCUCAUAGUGCUCUUUUCUACUUUUUUAUGAGUUACAGUAGCAGCAAAUCAUUUGUUUGUAUUUUUGCUUACAUUUCAAAAUUAAUUGCUUUUAAAAACCUGACAGUAAAAUAAAUACAGUUCAUGUCAGUUGGAAACUCCACCUGUUUUUAAACGUCAUUGAUUAAGUUUUAUUUUUGCCAUCCAAAAAAAAAAAAAAACAUUAAAAAGAGGCAUUCCAUCAUCAUCAUCAUCAUCAAUAUGAUACUAGCCAUAAUUUUGUUUUAUAUUUCUCUGUGUCUCUUUGUUUGCAAUUAAAAUAAUCACAAAUAUUUAUUUCAAGGAACUGAUUCAUUUCAAAGAUUAUAUUAGCCAUACUUUUGUAUAAAAUAUUUCCUCAAUGUGUCCUUGUUAGUUAUGAAAGAUUUAAAAUAAAGACAUCAGUACUUAAAAUAUUCUGUUGAUUUGGGAUCUACA
This is a messenger RNA of Cyprinus carpio (common carp), 4313 nucleotides long. RefSeq names its product TOX high mobility group box family member 3-like. Gene Ontology annotation, biological process: regulation of transcription by RNA polymerase II. Bases 905 to 2509 code for a protein of 534 amino acids. NCBI's taxonomy places the organism in Eukaryota, Metazoa, Chordata, Actinopteri, Cypriniformes, Cyprinidae. The record is from RefSeq and is a predicted model, not a curated record. Gene Ontology annotation, molecular function: chromatin DNA binding. Gene Ontology annotation, cellular component: nucleus. The transcript has 7 exons.